Messenger RNA from Closterium sp. NIES-67, 4069 nucleotides. The record is from the annotation of a GenBank genome assembly. Lineage: Eukaryota; Viridiplantae; Streptophyta; Zygnematophyceae; Desmidiales; Closteriaceae.
GGCAACACGCUUUCAUUCCGUUGAUAGCACGCCUCGCCAUAGCACCUCACUCAUGGCGCCCGAAGUACAGAGGCGCCUGCAGCAGCGUAUACCCUUAUCCUUAGAUCCGCUUAUUACUGAAGCGCCUUCGCGCGAACCCUGAUCGAGGCCUCGGUUGUCUUCACGUUGCCGCUGCUUCUGAAAGUUAGCACAUGGCCUCAACUGCUUCACUUGUAGAACUCUAGCAUACUCAACAGCCUAAUUUUGCGAGUAUACGACAACACGAAAAUAGCCUCUUAUUCUUAGUUUCAUUUCUUGACCUCGCUUGUGCGAUCCUCGGUUGCACGCUGCCGCCGCUUCUGAAGUUAAGGAAACCGCCUGGAGCGCGUCAUUAGCGGUACUGUAGAAUACUCAACAGCCUGCUUUCGCUCCAGUGCGUCAAAUCGAUUACUCCCUAGCCACUCGCUGUCAUCCAAUCAGCAGAUGCCACAUGGCACAUCUGACGCACUUCAUGCUGCAGGUCCACGCCGAUUACGGAAGCCAGCAGUCCUCCCCCCCCUCAGUUACCUCCUCCCCCUCCCUCCUCACUCUCUCGCAACUCCUCGCCGCUCCGCGCGACCGCGCCGUCUUCCUCACCGCGGUGCGGCAACCACCCGACGCCGCGUCGCCAUCGUCGUCGGAGUACCUCAUCCGCGACCACGCGGCGCCACGCACUGCCACGUCAUCAGGGCCACCUGCCACGUCACCGUUCGGCCACGGCGAUUCGUUCCGAGUGGCAGGCGAGGUGGUGGGGUGCGUGCGGGGGAACUAUGGCGGUACGCACUUCAUCCUGGCGUCAUGCACGCCGCGAAACACGGCGACCGCGGACCAGUUCAGCUCAGGAGCUAGUAGCGGAUCGCACGGAACGGUUACCAGCGGCGGCGAGAUGCAGCGAAGCAGUAGUUACGACGACGUCACCCGACGCAGGCCGCAGGGGGGUGCGGGCGGCGGGCGCGGAAGCGGCAGGGGCGGAGAGGCUGACCUGACCGAGAGACGCGGAUCGGGGGAUGAGAAGUCGCCGCGCGGCAGUACCGAAAAUGUGGGUGCCGCUGCGGCCGGCGAGGGCAGUAGUCGCAAAGCCGGCAAGAUGGUUCAUCGCGAGAAGGGACGAUCGCUGUCGGUUGGCAAUUCGCUUUUCGCAAAAUCGCUUUCGCACGACGAAGCCCGUGCUGAUACGCCUUCCCGCCCCACCAGUAGUGCCGCAACACGCGCCGCAGGAAGCGCCGCGAUCGACGGGGAUGCGCGUUUGUCUGACUCCGUCGACGCGGCUCCCCGGCACGUGGCUUCCGCGCGAAUGGCGCUCCCGCCGCUGCUGAUCGGAUGGCUGCCCGCGAAGGGCGGCAAGGGCGGGGGAACAGGGGGAGAUGAAAUAGCGAGAGGAGGGGAAGGGGGAGGGGGAUGCGGGGGAGGCGGAGUAGGAGGGCGGGGAAGCGGAGGGGGAUGGUUGGCGUGGAGCGCGAGGAGAGGCGUGGGACUGGCGGGGGAGAAGGACGAGGGGCGCACGCGCGACGAGCAGCAGAUGAAGUCGCAGGGAGAAGAGUCGCAGAGGGAGGAGUCGCAGGGAGCAGAGUCGCAGAGCGAGGGGGUGGAGGGGGUGACGGGGAAAGGCAAGGCGCAAGCCGCGUUCGGCUUAUCCUUGGGCCAGGUAGGCCCACGUCCCCUUUACACGCAGACUCGCUUUAGUGUCGUGCUGAAGGCUCCAGUGUGGAAGCAAGCUCGAGUAACGCCGUGUGGGAUCGCCACCCCACCACCGCAGGUGACGGGUCUGCUGGCCGGAGGAAGCGCGAAGCUAAGCAGCGUGGAGUGUUCCAAUAACGAGGGCGCCAGGCUGAAUGGUGCAGACAGUGCGGUGUGUGACAAUAAGGAGGGCAAGGUUGCGCAGAAGCUCGAGAGCAGCAGCAGCCGGAGCAGCAGCUUCGCUGUGUGGCGGCCGUUCGCCCUCAAGGAUGGGGCCGGCGUGGGGCCCGUAGCCUUCAAGAGCAGCUUCCAUGGCGCCGCGCUCCCUUGGGGCAGCAGCAGCUGGCGAGCACGGGGGCACAGUGGCAGCGCAGAGGGGGGCGCGGGUGGGGAAGGGAGUGGUGGUGGUGCUGCUGCUGCUGCUGCUGGGACUGGUUGGGGCGGGGUUGCGGUGGCCGGUUGGGGGAGGGCCAGUGGCAGCAGCAGGAGGAGCGGGUGGGCGUGGUGGGAGGCGUGGGGGAGUGGAGAGGCGGGCGUGGGUGCAUACGAGGGGAAACAGAGCGGCGGAGCAGGGGAGGCGGGGGGGGGAGAUGGGGAGGGGGAGGAGAGUAACGUAUGUGGAGAGGCGGAGGGUAGGGGAGAGCGUGAGGAGCAUGGAGGGCGGAGCGAGGGAGCGGCGGUGGAGGGGGAUGCUGGGGAUGGGGGAAAGGGCGGGGUAGCGGACGCUGGAGCAGGCAUGGAGCGGGCAGGAGAAGGAUGCGACGGAGGGGCAGGCAGGAACGAAGGCACAGCAGGGACCGCAGGGGCGAGGGGCGCAGGUGGCGGAGGGGGCAGCGCUACGGCAAUAGAGCGCAUGCACGGGGCUGACCUGGCAACUGGCGGGUCCACUCUGGCGGGGGGGCCUGAACUGGGUGGGGUGGCAGAGGGGAUGCCGUGUGCGAAGGAGGGGUCAGCUUGCAGCGAGGACAGCUGCUACAGCGGCAGCAGCAGUGGCAGCAGCGGCAGCGGUGGAAGCAGCCCGGGCUGUGAGGAGCCGGAUGACUCGGUGGACGACACGGCAUGUUCGCAUGGCGGCUCACUGCUACGAGCAUCCGCCUCCAUGCCGGCUCUGCAGGGGGGGCAUCCCUCCCACCAUGCCCACGCCCAUGCGCACGCGCAAGCACCGCCCAUGGUUCUAACCGCGCGGGCUGCUGCUGCCCCUGUCAUACAACCGUCAGGCUCGUUCUCAACGGCAGCAGCAGCAGCAGCAGCAGCAGCAGCAUCACAAACUCAAGCACUUUCAAAGUCUGGUCCUCUGAUGGUGGCAUCACCAGCAGGAGGGGCGGCAGCAGGGGCAUCAGCAGGAGGGGCAGUUGUAGGGGCAUGUGCAUCCCUUGGUGGCAGUGUGAGAGGGGCGGGUGGUUCUGGCAGCAGGCGCAGCACUGGGAGCAGCACCGCCAGCACUGGCAGCAGCAGCAGCGGCAGCCUGCACCUGGUGGGCCGGGCGGAGGCGCUCAUCCGCUUCAUCGCCUCUCCUGCUGCCACACCCUCUGCUCCCACCGCGCCUCGCUUGUGGACCAACGGCGCACGCAGCAGCAGCAGCAGCAGCAGCAGCGGGGGAGGGUGGGUGAUGGAGUGCACGCUGCUGGCAGGGCUUGGGCGGACAGCGGGGCAGGGGGCGGGGGGAGGGGGAGGGAGUGGGGGUAGGGAGGGGCAGGCAGGCCAAGGUGGAGAGCAGUUUCGAAACGUGCAGCUGCUGGCUCAUGUGGGUGGCACUGCUGCUGCUGCCGGUGGUGGUAAUUGUUCUGACAAGGGUGGGUACGGUAGGAUCAGUGGCAGCGGUAGCAGCAGGAGAGCUGUUUUGGAGGUGCGGCUGGGAGGUGACGAGAAGGGAGAAAAGGUGGGGAAUGAGGCGGGGCCAGCGGGAGUGUGUGUGGUGCGGGUGGUGAGGAUGAGAGGAGGGCAAGGCGAGGCGGGCAGUGGAGGGGAGACAGCAGGGCGGAGCGCGAGUGCACCAGGAGCAAUGACGGCAGGUGCAGGUGCAAGUGCAACAACGGGUGCAGCAGCAGGGGCAGGCGAGGCAGCAGGCGGUGCAUUCGUGCUGUGGCUGGAUGCCACAGCGGUCUCCCCCUUGCAGGCCCUUGGCAUGUGCGUUGCAUGGCUUGACAGCGCUGCUGCCAGGCGUCCUGCUCCUGCCAUAUAGUCCGAAGGUGGAGCGCCGCUCAUCUAUGCACGGUUAGCCCUCGCAAGCAAUAGGCAUGUGCGUUGCAUGACUCGAUAGAGCUGUAGAGCUGCUGCCAGACGCCUUGUCGCACAGACAAAGAAUGGGUAGUCUAUGGGGGAAAGUCCUGCUCGUGUAUGUGCGUUCUAUAACUGGUUCUCUAGUUGCCACGGU